Molecule: messenger RNA, 2116 nt
Organism: Rosa rugosa (rugosa rose)
Lineage: Eukaryota; Viridiplantae; Streptophyta; Magnoliopsida; Rosales; Rosaceae
Product: 1-aminocyclopropane-1-carboxylate synthase-like
Exons: 4
Coding region: 354-1826 (490 amino acids)
Biological process (GO): biosynthetic process; amino acid metabolic process
Molecular function (GO): pyridoxal phosphate binding; transaminase activity
Source: RefSeq, a predicted model, not a curated record
CACCACAUCGUCAACAUUGAUUGAAACUCAAACACAAAUCAACUUCCACCUAGAUUUUCAAAAUUACAGAAGCAUUCGUUGCAGCUUCAUGGAAACUCCCCAGAAAUACAAGAACAAAAAGUCCGACGCUUAUUUAAUUUGCAUAGCCAUCUGAGACCAACCUCAUCCAUAAGACCAUAACGUCUAUAAAUACCAUUCAGGAAGUUGUAUUCUUCAUUCAACUGCAAAACAAUUUCGUGCAUUUUACAAGUUCCCAAAGGACCUGACCUUUUAGCUAGCUCUCUUUUCUCCUUUUUGGUAGAUUUCUCAUUGCACUGAAGGUAUCGAUCGAUCUUUAAGGCAUUACAAGAACAAUGGGAUUCACUUUGAGCAACCAACAGCAACUGUUGUCUAAGAUAGCAACCGGCAAUGGACAUGGCGAAAACACGCCAUAUUUUGAUGGCUGGAAGGCCUUUGAUAGUAAUCCUUACCAUCCCACCACGAACCCUCAAGGGGUUAUUCAGAUGGGUCUUGCAGAAAAUCAACUUUCUUUUGAUUUGAUUCAAGAAUGGGUUCUGAAAAACCCAGAAGCCUCCAUUUGCACUGCACAAGGAGCAAAAGAAUUCAAGGACAUAGCCAUCUUUCAAGACUAUCAUGGCCUGCCAGAGUUCAGAAAUGCUGUUGCAAAUUUCAUGGGAAAAGUGAGAGGAAAUCGAGUCACAUUCGACCCUGACCGCAUUGUUAUGAGCGGCGGAGCAACCGGAGCUCACGAGAUGAUUGCCUUUUGCUUGGCUGAUCCCGGAGAGGCAUUUCUGGUUCCCGUUCCUUAUUAUCCUGGAUUCGAUAGAGAUUUGAGAUGGCGAACAGGGGUACAACUUCUUCCAGUUGCUUGUGAAAGCUCCAACAAUUUCAAGAUCACCAGAGCAGCCUUGGAAGAUGCCUAUGAGAAAGCCCAAAAGGCCAACAUCAGAGUUAAAGGCUUACUCAUUACCAACCCCUCAAACCCACUAGGCACAGUCCUAGACAGAGAGACCCUUAAAAGCCUAGUAACUUUCAUCAAUGAGAAGAAUAUCCACCUAGUCUGUGAUGAGAUCUAUGCUGCCACUGUGUUCACUCAGCCUAGGUUCAUCAGCAUUGCUGAAAUUCUCGAGGAAGAAGAAGUCGAAUGCAACCGGGACCUGGUUCACAUUGUCUACAGUCUUUCCAAGGACAUGGGGUUCCCUGGCUUUAGGGUUGGGAUAGUGUACUCAUACAAUGAUGCAGUAGUGAAUUGCGCGAGAAAGAUGUCGAGUUUCGGGUUGGUUUCUACACAAACUCAGCAUCUAAUUGCAUCGAUGCUAUCAGACAAUGAGUUUGUGGACAGAUUCAUUGUAGAAAGUGCCAAGAGGUUGAAAGCAAGGCACACGAGAUUCACUGUGGGACUUGAGGAACAAGGUACCACUUGUUUGAAGAGCAAUGGUGGCUUGUUUGUGUGGAUGGACUUGCACAAGCAUUUAAAGGAGCAAACUUUUGAAGCAGAGAUGGCAUUGUGGAGAACCAUAAUCCAUCAAGUUAAGCUCAAUGUGUCACCCGGUGUUUCUUUUCAUUGCCCCGAACCGGGUUGGUUCAGGGUUUGUUUUGCCAACAUGGACGACCAGACUAUGGAAGUUGCUUUGGAACGAAUCAGAAACUUUGUGCUUCAAGACAAGGAGGCAGCUGUGGUAGCAAUUAAGAAGAAGAAGACCUGCUGGCAAAGUAAUAAAAAGCUGAGUCUCAGCUUCAAAUCCUUCAAUUUUCGAAUAUUGGAUGAGGUCAGCAUGUCACCGCAGUCCCCUAUUCCACAGUCACCUCUUGUUCGAGCCACUUAGAAAAGUGAUGAUCAUCUCCAUUUAGAUAUGCAGCUAGCAACAUUGAUGCAUGUUUUCUCUUAGUUACUGUAUUUCAUUAUAGGUUAAUUGUUAGGUAGGUGGAUGGGUAUACUCGUAAAUUAACACAAGAAAAGAACCAAGAAUAGGUAUUCCACCUAGAAGCUAGUCAAUACAUGCAAUUGUUUUCUCACCUGCAGAUUGCAGGUUUUUCUUUUUUCACUUUCAGUGAAAAAAGUUUGUCUUGGUUUGUAAUAAUUUUCCAUCAAAGAGCUUUGAGUGCUUUCACUUCA